Molecule: messenger RNA, 5400 nt
Organism: Scatophagus argus
Lineage: Eukaryota; Metazoa; Chordata; Actinopteri; Scatophagidae
Gene: mgat3b
Product: beta-1,4-mannosyl-glycoprotein 4-beta-N-acetylglucosaminyltransferase b
Exons: 6
Coding region: 982-2955 (657 amino acids)
Biological process (GO): N-acetylglucosamine metabolic process; protein N-linked glycosylation
Cellular component (GO): membrane
Molecular function (GO): beta-1,4-mannosylglycoprotein 4-beta-N-acetylglucosaminyltransferase activity
Source: RefSeq, a predicted model, not a curated record
CCCUCGUCCUCCGCUGAUGAGCAGCAUAACGGGGAGGAGCUCCCUUGUCGCGGGGCUCCUCCUUCACUGCCAGCGUUUUCUUUCACUUGCCCCCACACUCACACGCUCGCGUCUCCACCUCCCGCUACUUCUUGCAGCCUGUCUGAUCGAGGGGGAGAGAGGGAAGAUGAUGAAAAAGACGUAAAAGAGAGAAACGAGCGAGGGGGGAAAGGACAGGGGGGGGGCAUCUCAUAUUCCUACGAGCGGAAAAGGCGUCACACCGGGCGCGCAGCGCAGCGCGGAGGACACGGAAGAGAGCGAGAGACGCAUCACGAAGUGAGGGGUAGGAAAGACGGAGGGAGGAGGCGGCGGCAGCGGCUCGUAAACACGACAGAAAACGACGAAUAGGACGGCAGACAGCGGCGAUCACCCCCCGCCAGCCCCGCGUCCCUCCCCAUCGCUUCAUCUCCAUCCCUUUUCUGUGCCGUUCGGCUCAUCCCUUUGCGCACCAAAGCAGCUCGGUGCUUUCUAUUUCCUCUCUUCGUUUUAAUCUCCUCUGGACAAACCUCUGCUCGGUCGGUCGUAUAAUAAACAACCAGAGGCAAGCGAGGAGGCUUGUGCCAUCACUGCGACCGACAGGAUCCACUCUUAAGUCCUGCUCGGGACGAUCGUUGGCGUAACCGAUCGGCCAGAUAAAACCGGAGCGGGGGGUAAACACUGCGAGAUGACUGUAGAGUAGCCCGGCUACAGCAGAGAGAGAGACGUAGAGACCCCGGCCCCUGGUUAUCACCGAGACUCCAGCAUCACCUAUGCAAUGGCAUAACGGCUUCUGCAGCAGAACUACAAGACUAGAAUCAGAUCAGCAGGGCUCGCAUCCACCAUGAACCUCUGAAAGACAUCCGACACAGGCACAGAUGGGCAGCAUCGCAGGGGAGACCAAGGUUGCAACAGUAGGCUCGCAACGACAAGUGACAUGACCGCAGUGGAAUAAUUUCUACAAUCAUGUCUUGGCUUAGAGGUACCUGGGCGUCCUCGAUUCUACAGAAAACACCCACACGAUGCCUGCGGUUACUCUGUUUGAUGAAAAUGCGGCGGCACAGGGUGUUCUUGCUGUGCACGGUGGGCCUGUGCGUCAUCUCCUUCCUGCACUACUACAAGGCCCUCCACUACGUCUCCCUGCUGCGUGAGCUCUCUGCCCCGUACCCCAACAUCAAGUCCUUCAUUAUGGUCACCGGCUUCUUCUGGAGGGAGAAAGGUGUGGCCACUACACCCCUCAGCCCUGCCUCCCCUGAAGAGGCUCCUCCCCUACCAGUUCUCCGUCAGGGGGACAGCAAAGCUAUGAUUGGUCCUGUGGGAGGUGGAGGAGAGGGAGGAGGAGGAGGAGGGAUGGACAGUCUGGGAAUUGGGGGGGUCAUGGUUGGAGGUGCUGGAAUUGUUGGCAGCGCAGGGCUUGAGAUGAGGUUGAGGGAAGAGCCGGCGCCCCCUCAUCCUUGGGAGAAACCAGAGGAGAACCAGCGGGGAGACACUCCGAAUGAGGACGUAGCUGAAGACCAUUUGAAGCCGCGGAACCCCGGCCACCCAGGCCAACCUGGCGGGCCUGACCUCCCAGAGGUCCCAUUGGUGGGGAAAGAACACCGUGUGGUGUUACAAAAGGACAAAUUGUCAGACCCCUUAGAACUUAUGGGAGAUCUGCACACCCACACUCACCAUCUUCAAGAUGAUAAAACUCCUUACUUUGUCCGAACCAAAGCUGGAGCCCUUUGCUUCAGGCAGGGGACGGAAGUGGCUACUCCAAAGGAGUAUUCUGGGAAAUCAGGGGGGUCUGUGGCCAAUGCAGCUGGGGAAGAUGCUCGAGCUGGGCAACGGAAACCUCUGGAAGUCCAGCAGCAGCCCUCCAUUGCUCCAAAAGCCAGGGCCAGGGCAAGAGGCAGCGGGAAGCGGCUGGUCAAGUGUGUGUGUCGGCCGGGAUGGCACGGACCUUACUGUGGGGUUCCCACCAUGGUGUACCACUCCAAUCUGCCCACCAAGGAGCGGCUGACGCCCAGAGAGACCCCACGAAGAGUCAUCAACGCCAUCAACAUUAACCACGAGUUUGACCUGCUGCACGUACGCUUUCAUGAGCUCGCCCAAGCCGUCGAUUUGUUCCUCGUUUGUGAAUCAAACUUCACCGCCUAUGGAGAGAAACGGCCACUGACUUUCCUGCGGCUCCUCCUCAAUGGUACGUACGACUACAUUCGUCACAAGAUCAUGUACGUGUUCCUUGACCACUUCCCAGAGGGCGGCCGGCAGGACGGCUGGAUCGCUGAUGACUACCUGCGCACCUUCCUGACACGCAAUGGCAUGUCCAGGGUGGUGGGCGUGAGAUCGGACGACGUCUUUGUCAUCAACGACGCAGAUGAAAUCCCAGCACAUGAGGGCCUACUUUUCCUCAAGCUGUUUGAUGGCUGGACGGAGCCUUUCGCCAUCCACAUGCGCAAGUCACUGUAUGGAUUUUUCUGGAAGCAGUUUGGCUCUCUGGAGGUCGUGUCCGGCUGCACGGUUGGAAUGCUUCGCAGCGUCUACGAUGGCGACGGUAUCAAGCUGCGCCGCCGUGAAUACUACACCAUGCCGGGUUUCCGUAAGUAUGAGAACGACACAGGCCACAUCCUGGUGCAGUGGUCAGUGGGCAGCCCCUUCCAUUUCGCCGGGUGGCACUGCUCCUGGUGCUUCACGCCCGAGGGGAUCUAUUUCAAGCUGGUGUCGGCUCAGAACGGAGACUUCCCGCGGUGGGGCGACUAUGAGGACAAACGUGACCUGAACUACAUCCGUGAUCUGAUCAGGACAGGGGGCUGGUUCGACGGCUCCCUGCAGGAAUAUCCCCCUGUGGACCCCAAAGAGCACAUGUACGCCCCCAAGUACAUGCUGGAGAACUAUGACAGGUACCGCUACCUCCUGGAGAACCCUUACAGCAAAAUGUCCAGACUGAGUGAGGGCUAGGAGUGCAGCUAGAAAAGCAUAAGUGAAAUAACAAGCAGGCCUGAGUGAGGCCUCAGCACUGAGUUUUGGGGGGCAGAACGGUACUGAUGAACUACAUCUCUCAUUGGAGCGAUACUACACGUAUCAAGCAGCACUGAUGUUGCAGGGAUUUAAAAUCUCUUAAAAAAUCAUUAAUUUGGGGACAAAAAAGGGAACAUUAAAUCACAUCCACCAUGGAUUUAUGGAGAGAUUAUUGAAAGGACGCAACCACUGGAUAAACAGAAUCAUAGAUUUCCUCAUUCGUCCCUUUUCCGGGGAGCCAAGCUGUCUCUCUUUUUGUCACCCCGCCCCCGUCCUCCUUUUCUUCACCCGAGCCAAUACGCCUGCUGAGAGCAAGGGGCCGCUUCGAAGUUCAGAGAGGGAUAUUCUGCAGCCGUGUGAAACCUGUGGAGACAGGAAACUUGGAAGCGGAGGAUCUUUUUUUUUUUGUGGUUUCUGUCUGUGUUUACUAAAGUUUGUGGACUGAUGCUCCCACUUCACUCUCCACCUUCAGAUGUCUUCCUGUCAGAUUUGGUGACCUCCUUCCAGAAACAGAUGCAUAUUCAGAUGUUAUUCUUGGGUCUCAGUAGAAUAUUAAAAAUCCUAUUUAAACCCCGUCGGAGUACCCACUGCCAAAUGAAAAAGGAAUGACUUGAUGGAAAGUCAUUCAUGUACUCAUCCACAUGCACCUUAGACCUGUAUGUGUGCUUGUUAAAAACGAAGCAUGUGUGGUCUGUCUCUGUGUCAUAUUGUGAUUUUCUGGGCCGUGAAGGGAGGAAAAGAUCAGCGAGAGGAAACAAAGUGAGAAAGAAUCAUCAUGGGGGGGCAGGGAAGAAAGACAGCGAGAUGGGGAAAACAGCACAAGGGGGAUAGAAAGCAGGAAAGAACAGAAUAAUGAGGGAGGAAGAGAGCGGCGAUGAAAAGGAAGCUCUUCCGACGUUCCCUUUUCCCACAGCGUCUGCCGAUGCACGAGCGUUUCGGGGAUGAGUGUGCAGAAUAUGUGUGCUUCCCUCAGUGCUUACAGACGGCUCUGAAUAAAUCAUGCCCUGUCGAUGGCAUCCAAGACGGAUGAAACUCGCUUUCAUUGUUUGUCCGACGAGAACAAUCGAGACCAGUUGGGGAAAGAUCACCCCUCGGUUUUGUCUGUCUGUCUGUUCAGCAGCUGAGAUGACUUUGUUUCCUUGGAAACUAAAGUAUGUGAAACAGGAGACGGGAUGGGUGUUGCUAAGAUGAGUGGGUGGGUUCACAUCAGGCGAGGUCAGCUCCGACUGUAGGUCCUCUCGGUUAAAUAUUCCUCUUUCUCCGAAGCUGUCCGUCACCCGCUCUCUGAAAGUGAUUCCUGUAUUUCUUUCUCUUUGUAUGGGCUUUCUAUGUUUUUUCAUUCUUUUAUGUUACUUUCUUCUCAGUCCUCAUUAACAUUGCAUGUUUUUUUUUUUUUUACUCCCUUCAGUUAUGCUCCUUCUCUACAUGCUCCCUUCUCUGUCAAAAAAGUUAAAAUCUCCUCCUCUUCCUCCAACUUUCCUUCGCCCACACACAUGAUGGGUGUGUACGUACUUCCUGUUAAUCCUCAGAAGAAUGCCACGUUUCAGUAAUAGGGGUCUAUUUAAUCUUUUCUCUGCUCCUGUCUCAACAAGACGUUACAGGGCCCACAGGCCACUGACAUCUGAACAUUUAGGCAUGAGCGCUCAUGCUUCUUGCCUUCUCCCCGCUGUUGUUGAGGCUACAUGCCUAAACCUCCAUCCCUCAUUGCUUGGCAGACGUUGGUGACGUUCUGGACGUUUUGGCGAGCCCGCUUUUCGCUGUGGGUGCGGGUCCCGUGGGCUGGGUUACAUUUUCAUCAAGAGCAAAGGGAUGAUCGCAGCAGCGUUAACAAUGCUCAGGAGCAGUUGAGGAAAGAGGGAAGCUAAACAGGCAGCAGGCUAGGCUAACACAGAAAAGUCAUUGAUUUUUCUUUUAAUUGUAGAUUGAGUGAAUUCACCAUCUGCUACUUCAACACCUGUCUGGGCUUAACAGAUAAUGUUUAUCUCAGCUUAAGGCUAGACGCUCUUUCAAUAUGAACAGCUCCUUUCGAAAAAAAAAAAAGUUUUGGGGGAGUAAACUUGAAAAGUUGCUGUGGGGUAAGGAUAAGACUGAUGAUAUCUUAAAAACCUAAAGGCAAGAGUUUGAUGUUAUAGCUUUAUUUUCACACCAGCACUGUCGCGAUAGAGAAAGUCUUGAAUGCUCUUCUUUGGUUUCAAUUUAAUUAAAGUGUCCUUGAGUAAGAUGUUGAACUUUAACCCCCUGACUUAUCAUUUAGACCCUUUGCCCAACACUGUCAUGGAAACCCCUAAAAUGUACGACGACAGCCUCAAGUUAACGACAGAAUCUGUAAGAAGAGAUUUUGCAGAACUAGUCUGAGUCCUCUUUGUGGCUGUGAGCUCACAGUGG